CCGCACCCUAACACCCCCUCUCUCCUUUUUUUACACCACUUACGAUACGGUGUGGUCCAUCUAUCGAAACCAACUCUUUCCUUGAAAGAGAAGAACAACAACCCCACCUCCUUCUGCAAGUUUGUAAACAUCGAAUAGCAGACACCUUCUCUGCGUCUCAUACCCUCCUAUCUGCUGUGCCAUCAAUCUAUUUGUGUCUCUUCCCCAUUUGCGCCCCGCUGCCCGCAGAUCCCUGAACCUCAACUAUCAAAGCCACUGGGCAGACGGACAAAUCCCUUCCUCCCAGCUCCCCGCAUCACCCAUUCACCCCUGACCUAUUUACAUAUCUAUAAACGAGAGGAACGUCGGAACUAUGAGUUUUUCUUCGGUGCUCAAUAAACUGCACGGGCAGCCACCUACCUAUGACAAGAAGUCACAGUACAAGAUGGGCCGCACCUUAGGUGCAGGUACCUAUGGAAUUGUUCGCGAAGCAGACGGACCCACCGGAAAAGUCGCUGUGAAAAUCAUUCUCAAGAAGAAUGUCAAGGGUAACGAGCAGAUGGUAUACGAUGAACUGGCGUUGCUGCAGAGACUCAAGCAUCCGCACAUUGUUUCGUUUAGGGAUUGGUUUGAAUCGAGAGACAAAUACUACAUUGUCACUCAACUAGCGACCGGCGGAGAGCUUUUCGAUCGCAUUUGUGAGUAUGGGAAAUUUACCGAGAAGGAUGCUUCUCAAGUCGUGCGUGAGGUCCUGGAUGCAGUGAAUUACCUGCAUAAUAACAACAUUGUGCACAGAGAUUUGAAACCCGAGAAUCUUCUAUACCUCACUCCUGAUGCCAAAUCUUCCCUAGUUCUGGCAGAUUUCGGUAUUGCCAAAAUGCUGGAUUCGAGUGAUGAGAUGCUAAACACCAUGGCUGGAUCUUUUGGAUACGCUGCACCUGAAGUUAUGCUAAAGAAGGGCCAUGGAAAGGCUGUUGAUAUGUGGUCUUUGGGAGUUAUCACUUAUACUCUCCUCUGUGGAUACUCCCCGUUCCGUAGCGAGAGUCUCCCUGAUCUCAUCGAUGAAUGUAGCAAAGGAGGUGUUAUCUUCCACGAGCGUUAUUGGAAGGAGGUCAGCAAGGACGCGAAGCGCUUUAUUGGCGGGCUUCUCCAACCUAGGCCCGAAGACCGCCCCACCAGUCAGGAGGCGCUUAGACACACCUGGCUCAUUGGCGAAACUGCCACCGACUACGAUGUCCUUCCGGAAAUCAAGUCUUAUAUUGCAAAAGCUCGCCUCAGGCGUGGAAUCGAAAUGGUUAAGCUUGCGAAUCGUAUUGAAGCACUCAAAAUGAGGGCCGAUGACCCCGAAGAGGAUUUGCCCACUGAUACUGGGAAGGCGGCAACUGAAGGUGUUUCUUCCGCUAGCCAAAAUACAUCGACAUCAGGCGGUGCAAGAAGGCUCUCCAGGGCUGCUAGAUCGGCUAUUUUCCGGGAAGUCGUCCUCGCUAAGGUUAGGGAAUUGAAGGCGGAGGAGGCCAAGCAGAUGGCAGAGAGGACGUUGACCGAGAGAAGCAAAAAGUAGAUCACGGGUUAGGCUGUAGCUCGGCGAAUUGAAGCGAUUGAACUG
Molecule: messenger RNA, 1585 nt
Organism: Tuber melanosporum (Perigord truffle)
Lineage: Eukaryota; Fungi; Ascomycota; Pezizomycetes; Pezizales; Tuberaceae
Exons: 7
Coding region: 353-1540 (395 amino acids)
Biological process (GO): cellular response to oxidative stress; protein phosphorylation
Molecular function (GO): ATP binding; calcium/calmodulin-dependent protein kinase activity
Source: RefSeq, a predicted model, not a curated record